GAUUUCUGAGCACACCUCCGAUGGCAGAUGAACUCACGAACGCGACGGUAAAAGAUACAAGAUACUCAAUCUUGAAGAUACAACAAACUUCCGUUCCGUGCGUGUUUCGUCGAGGAAUAUUGCAUAAAUUGAUGGAAUCGCAACAUUGACGAGCAGACAAUCCGUUGAGUGCAAUCACAGUCUGCCGUUUAAUUACACAAAAAAAGUGAAAAGCAGUGCGUGUGUGUGAUUGUGUGUUAAUAUCUGUGUGUGUCUCGACGUCGUCGUCCCAACAAAAAUUUCCAAUUUCAAGAAAAGCAAACUACUGUGAGCAGCAGAUUGGGAAAUCAAACUAAAAUAUGCUUAAAUUACACUUUGCAUAAAUUGAAACAAAUCGCCAACUAGCUGAAAGCAACCGGAGCACCGAAAAUAGCAGAGGGCAGCAAAUCAAGAGAGAGAAGCCCUAAAGGAAUCUACUGUCACGUUCAGAGCUUCCAAUGGGUCAUCACUUCAGCAAGCCAACUGCACGAGCCAACAGCAGGUCCUCCAGCACCGAUAUCAAGGAAUUCGACUCGAUUAGCCUGGCCGAGGAGCAGCUCGGCAGCAGCUCGCCGGCGGAAGUGCGUCAGAUCAUCAUUAAGAUACAGCUGGCCAAGAUGGAGAACGGCAAUGCAGGUGCCCCGAUGGUGGAGCAGCAGUACCCCGAGGAGCGGCUGGUGAUAGAGGAGGGCUCCACGAACCUGGAGACGGAAGGUGCCGCCUCGCUGUCUGCGGACACGCUAAAUGCAAAUGGCCAGAUCGUCAAUGUGGGUGUUGGUGUUGGACUGGGUGUGGGGGUAGGGGUAGGGGUGGUGUCAAAUCGAACUGCCGGCAGUUCAACGGAAGCGCCAAAAACCGAGAGACAGUCCGUGAAUAACAACAAUUUAGCGGGAAGCGUCGGGGCGGCGAUUAGUACUCUGCAAUUGCAUGACGGUAACAGCAACAGCAACACCAACAACCCCAAACCCACAUCCGACGAUAUCGAAGCCGACGUCGGAGACGACGCCGACGACGACGACGAUGUGGUGGAUGAGUCGCUGCUCCGUCGGCGUCGCAGCAGCGGCGGCAACCACGAGUCCGAAGUCGUUGAGUACUGCGAGGUGCUCGAGUCGCUGCCAGUCAGCGGCAUGUUGUCGACGGGAACGCAACUCACAACCAAGCAAGCAGCCACCAGAACCAGUUCCAACAACAGUUGCUGUCGGAGUCGCAGCAGCAAAACAGUGUCCAUGGGAGCCUCAGUCUCAUCCUCGGUGGCCGGAUCGGCGGCCUCCUCCUCCGGUUCCAAGCGGCGGUGCUGCAAGUGCAAGUGUCGCGAUGCCUUCCGGGGACUCAGGGACAUGCUGCCCACGUCCAGUGGCAGUAACUCCUCCAACUCAAGCAAAAAGGACGCCAGUGCGGCGUCUGUAUCGCGGAAAGCCCGUAAUGUGGAUCGCCGGUCGACACCGGCUACCCUGGGGUCUGUCAGUGGCAGCUCCUCAAUGCCCAGCCAGAGGUUACAGAGCCAGAGGAAGCGCAACUCGGUGGCCGUGCCGGAUGCGAGCCACCAUCAUCACCAGGUGAUCAUCAGGAUAACGUCGCCGCGCUUCGUCGUGGAGUCGCCCAACGGACGGGUCACCGUGGUCACGGAGCCAGUGGACCCCCAAACGCCCAUCACCCCGCCCCAGCCGCGCCCCAUGACGGUAGCCGUUCCGGGCAACAACGCACCAGCAUCCUCGUCCUCGAUCCGCAACGUGACCGUGCACUCGCAAAUCGACUUCAUGCACUGCUUGGUGCCCGAUCUCGAAAAGAUCACGAACAGCAGCUUCUACUGGGGCAAGAUGGACCGCUACGAGGCGGAGCAUCUGCUCGAGGGCAAGCCGGAAGGCACGUUCCUUCUGCGCGACUCCGCCCAGGAUGAGUUCCUCUUCUCGGUCACAUUCCGCAAGUACGGCAGAUCCCUGCAUGCCCGCAUCGAGCAAAGUGGUCACAAGUUCAGCUUCGACUGCCAUGAUCCGUGCGUUUUCACGGCUCCCACGGUGACGGGCCUCCUGGAGCACUACAAGGACCCCGCCUGCGUCAUGUUCUUCGAGCCCUGCCUCACUAUGCCCCUGCACCGCCGCCAGACCUUCUCCCUGCAGCAGCUGGCGCGGGCCACCAUCGUCUCCAAUACUAACUACGACGGCGUCAAUCAGCUGGAGCUGCCGGGACGGCUGAAGAGCUACCUCAAGGAGUACCACUACAAGCAGAAGCUGCGCGUCAAGCCCUGCGACCUGAACACCCCGGUGCCCUGUUACGGGGACGUAUAGCGGGCGGAGCAACAGGUGGGCUUCGCCUACUACGAGGACGUGGAGAGCCAGAGCGAGGACGAGGAUGAGGACGACGAGGCCGUCAACAUACGUGUCUCCUAUGUCCAGCAUGCCGAGGUCGUGGCCCAGCUGCAGCAGCAGCAACAACAACAACAGCAGCAGCAGCAGGCCUCCUCUAGUGGCAAGUCGUCCUCCAAUCUGCAGGAGCAGCUCAGCCGGCUGCCCAACCGCAUGGCAGCCGCCCUGGGCAGGAUGUCGGCCAAUCUGAACUGUUACCAGUCGGUGACCUGAUGAAGCCGGAGCGGAAGCCGCAGGAACAACAACCCUAGAAACCAAAACUCAACUCGAGACAAUCCCAGUGCAUUGUGUGUGCCGCCACCAUAAAGAGACCCAAGGAGUUACGACACUCUGUUGGCGGGUGUCUGAGACGUAGAAAUCAAAAUCGCAUAUAUAUAAUUGUACUAUAAACUAAGUAUUACAAAAGAAGCCCCCUCUCAAUGAUAAGUAUUACGUAAAAAGAGAAGCCAACAAUCAAUAAGCAUUUUAUUUCCUCCCCCCCUAAGUAUUUUUGUAAUAUUUCGUUGUAUUUAUUUAAAUCUAUUGAAUCUAAAUUAUGUGUAAAUAUUUUAAAUAUUACUAUAUUAUACAUAUUACAUACAGCCUAGUUAGUGUAAACCUCUCAUUAGCCAAAUUUCCAAUUGUAAUUUCGCCUAUUUAUACAAAUAUUAUUUAUUUAUUUGAAGUGAUUUCGUUUCGUGGCGAGUGCUCUGUUUUUUAAUCACACAAACCAAUUAUAAAAGUGUACACCAUUGUAAA
Molecule: messenger RNA, 3119 nt
Organism: Drosophila bipectinata
Lineage: Eukaryota; Metazoa; Arthropoda; Insecta; Diptera; Drosophilidae
Gene: Socs36E
Product: Suppressor of cytokine signaling at 36E
Biological process (GO): phosphatidylinositol phosphate biosynthetic process; intracellular signal transduction
Cellular component (GO): phosphatidylinositol 3-kinase complex
Molecular function (GO): 1-phosphatidylinositol-3-kinase regulator activity
Source: RefSeq, a predicted model, not a curated record